Messenger RNA from Erinaceus europaeus (western European hedgehog), 2360 nucleotides. It is a transcript of the gene VGLL2, whose product is annotated as vestigial like family member 2. Gene Ontology annotation, biological process: regulation of transcription by RNA polymerase II. Lineage: Eukaryota; Metazoa; Chordata; Mammalia; Eulipotyphla; Erinaceidae. The transcript has 4 exons. Gene Ontology annotation, cellular component: nucleus. The coding region runs from base 384 to 1349 and encodes 321 amino acids. The record is from RefSeq and is a predicted model, not a curated record.
CUGAAUCACCGACGAGGCGCUGGGAAUCCGGAGAACUCGCCGCGGCAAUUGCGGGGGUUCCAGUCCUUGGAUUUCUAUUGGGCCCUGGGUCCCCGCCCCCGUCCUCCCUCUUCCCGGGCCCAGCGGACUGGGAGUGGCCUGCGCACGCCCGCCCAGCCCGGGUUUAAAUGCCCACUAGCGGGAGCCCGGGCGCUUCUGUCUGGUAGCGCGGUUCCGGCUGGAAUUUCAGGGGCUCGGGGAGGGCAGCGUGCGAGCAGGGGACAGAGCUGCGGAGCUCCGAUGCCUCCCGAGCCCGGGUCCCAACACCGCCCAUGCAGCAUCCCUGCUCCCCGCCAAGCCACAGUGGAUAACAAGACACUUAAACUUCUCCGCGGCGAGGAGCCAUGAGCUGUUUGGAUGUUAUGUACCAAGUCUACGGUCCUCCACAGACUUACUUCGCAGCUACCUACACCCCCUACCACCAGAAACUAGCCUACUACUCCAAAAUGCAGGAAGCACAAGAGUGCAAUGCCAGCCCCAGUAACAGCAGCGACAGAGGCAGCAGCUCAUCCUUCUCCAGCCAAACCCCGACCAGCAUAAAAGAGGAGGAAGGCAGCCCAGAGAAAGAGCGCCCACCAGAGGCAGAGUACAUCAACUCCCGCUGUGUCCUCUUCACCUAUUUUCAAGGGGACAUCAGCUCCGUGGUGGAUGAACACUUCACCAGGGCCUUGAGUCAACCUAGCAGUUAUUCCCCAAGUUGUACAAGCAGCAAAGCCCCAAGAAGCUCUGGUCCCUGGCGGGACACUUCCUUCCCCAUGAGCCAGCGCAGCUUCCCCGCUUCCUUCUGGAACAGCGCGUACCAGGCACCGGUGGCCACUCCGCUGGGCAGCUCCCUGGCCGCCGCGCACUCGGAGCUGCCCUUCGCCGCCGCCGACCCCUACUCUCCGGCGCUGCACAGCCACCUGCACCAGGGCCCAGCCGAAGCCUGGCACCACGCUCACCCGCACCCGCACCACGCGCACCCGCACCACCCCUAUGCGCUGGGCGGCGCCCUGGGUCCCCAAGCCGCCCCCUACCCGCGACCGGCGUCGGUGCACGAGGUCUACGCGCCGCACUUCGACCCGCGCUACGGGCCGCUCCUGAUGCCCGCCGCCUCGGGGCGCCCCGCCCGCCUCGCUCCCGCGCCCGCGCCCGCGCCCAGCAGCCCGCCCUGCGAGCUCUCGGCCAAGGGCGAAGCCACCGGCGCCGCGUGGGCUGCGGCCGGGGGGCCCUUCUCCAGCCCCCCGGGGGAUGUAGCCCAAGGUUUGGGCAUCAGCGUGGACUCAGCUCAUCAUCAUUAUUCCCUCUGUGGCGCGUCCUUCCUGAGCUGAUGUGCUGACCCAAGGUUUUUCCCUUCCUUUGCCUUCUGACCAGUCAUGGAGGGUCAACAUCUGUGCCUAACAUUUCAUGGAUGAGGACAUGGGGGAGACAGACACUUCAGACUUCUCAGUGUUGGGAAAACCAAAUCAAACAUCUGCAGGAAUCUCAUCUAAAAGCAGUUGGUUCUACGAAAGAGUAGACUCAGAGACUCUAGAAGGUCCUGUGGCCUUUGACCAAAUCACUGGAAAUGGCUGUGGUGAGAUCUGUUGGGUGGUAUAUUGUACAUUUUUCUUGGGAAGAGGGGAAAAAAAGUUUUGUGGAUAUUUUAAUGCUGACUUUAUGUGAAUUUUUUCAGUUAGUGGUGUGUUUAUAGCACUACUAAUUCAGUAUCCUCAGAUUUAACGUGUAUUUGUACUUGCAUCAAAGACUGUGGUAGUGAAGCAUAAAAAGAAGCUAGCUCCUUUUUUUUUCCUAGCCCCCUUCCUACUUGAUUGCUUGUUGCAGCAGAUGCAAAGACACACUUUUUUCCCUCUGGACUAUGAACAUGGAAGUCUCAGCCUGAAAGUGAGUGGCAAAUGGCUUAGCUGGAGCCACCUGCCCAAAUCUUACUGAAAUGCAGCUGUUGCAGGACAACUGUUUAAAACUCCAGAAAUACUUUGACCAAGGUGGCACUUCCCGCUGUUUGGCACAGUAGCAAUUGCACUAGAUAUGUAUGUGUGUAUAUCAUAUUUUUUACAAGGAACGUUUUAUAAUGAAAGAAGAAACCCGUCUGUCUCUUCUGCAAUUUGUCCCUCCCUCUUUUCUCGGCUGGAUGUAACCCAACUGUUUCCAUGAAGAGCUAGGAAUCCCUACACCAGGAAGAAAUCUCCAUGGAAAACACCAAUACCUCUAAUAUUUUUCUCUGUCUCUGUGGUUAUAAUUGGUCAUGUUAAUGUUGGGACAGGGUAGGGGCUCUGUAUGUGGGCAAAGCUGAGGGUGAUGAGGAAGAAGAAAUGAACAUUAAAAAUAUCUGCUUACUACAA